This is a messenger RNA of Scophthalmus maximus (turbot), 3810 nucleotides long. RefSeq names its product dnaJ homolog subfamily C member 11-like. The transcript is spliced from 16 exons. Lineage: Eukaryota; Metazoa; Chordata; Actinopteri; Pleuronectiformes; Scophthalmidae. Gene Ontology annotation, biological process: cristae formation. The record is from RefSeq and is a predicted model, not a curated record. Bases 101 to 1783 code for a protein of 560 amino acids.
ACCAGCAGAGGGCGGCGGGACGACUUCCGCUCCGCGCACGGCGGACCAAUGGGCUUCCAGAACACUGGAGGCGGUGGGCGGGACCGGGGCAAACGCGAACAUGGCGGCGUCCUUAGAUGAUGAUUUGGAGUUGAACAACCAGGACUAUUACUCUCUGCUCAACGUCAGGAAAGAGGCUACGUUGGAGGAGCUGAAGGCGUCUUACCGGAGGCUGUGUAUGCUCUAUCACCCUGACAAACAUCGAGACCCAGAGCUUAAAAGACAAGCUGAGCAGCUAUUCAACCAGGUGCACCAGGCGUAUGAAGUGCUGAGUGACGCUCACUCCAGAGCCAUCUAUGACCUCUUUGGGAAGAAAGGGCUGGAGGUGGAAGGCUGGGAGGUUGUGGAGAGGAAGAGAACUCCAGCAGAAAUCCGAGAGGAGUACGAGAGGCUGCAGAGAGAACGAGAGGAGCGGAGACUGCAGCAGAGAACCAACCCAAAGGGCACCAUCAGUGUUGGUGUGGAUGCAACAGAUCUGUUUGACCGCUACGAUGAGGACUUUGAAGAGUUACCAGGGGGAGGCUUUCCUCAUAUUGAAAUCAACAAGAUGCACAUUUCCCAGUCGAUAGAGGCUCCUUUGACGAACUCUGACACAGCAGUGCUGUCUGGUUCACUCUCUACACACAAUGGGAACGGAGGGGGCAACAUUAACAUGACUGUACGCAGGGUUACUUCAGCCAAGGGCUGGGGAGAGGUGGAGUUGGGUGCAGGAGAUAUACUGGGACCGCUCAUUGGGUUUAAGGUGUUUCGCAAUGUCACUCCACGGUGCUUCUUGACAGCCCAGUGUGGUUUGCAGUUCUCACCUCGAGGUUUGCGACCGAGCUGUUCUCUGAUGACAGCACGCCACCUGGACCAGAACACCAUGGGCUACCUUCAGUGGCGCUGGGGGCCCAAUAGCGCCAUGACUACCAGCCUUGUCAGAGACACAAAGAGCAGCCACUUCACUCUAGCUCUGCAGCUGGGUGUACCUCACUCCUACCUGAUGAUGAGCUACCAGUACAAGUUCCAGGACGAAGACCAGACUAAAGUUAAAGGCUCCGUCAAGACAGGCUGGUUUGGCACCGUGGUGGAAUAUGGAGCAGAGAGAAAGAUCAGCCGACACAGUGUCCUGUCAGCCACUGUCAGCAUCGGCGUCCCACAGGGAGUGACCCUCAAGAUCAAGUUGGCCCGUGCCAGUCAAACUUACCUGUUCCCAGUGCACCUUACGGAUCAGCUGCUGCCCAGUGCCGUCUUCUACGCCACUGUGGGACCCUUGCUGGUCUACAUGGCCAUCCACAGACUGAUCAUCAUCCCGUAUUCACAAGCACAGAAAGAGCAAGAGCUGGAGCUGCACAGGAAGAGCUCCGCCACAGACAUCGCCAAAAAGAAGCAGGAGGCAGAGUCUGCUGUUCUGCUGAUGCAGGAGUCUGUGAGGAGAGUCAUAGAAGCAGAAGAAUCCAAGAUGGGUUUGAUCAUCCUGAAUGCCUGGUAUGGAAAGUUUGUGUCAGAUACCAGCCAGAAGCAGGAGAAAGCAAAGGUGAUCGACGUCACUGUGCCGCUGCAGUGCCUGGUGAAGGACUCCAAACUCAUCCUCACAGAGGCUUCCAAGGCAGGAUUGCCGGGCUUCUAUGACCCAUGUGUGGGAGAGGAGAAGAGUCUUAAAUUACUGUACCAGUUCAGAGGUGUGAUGCACCAAGUCAUCUCCACGGACACUGAGCCUCUACGGAUACCCAAGCAAUCUCACAGAAUUCAGGCAGAGUCUUAGGAGCUCGCCGCUGUUGAGGCACCAGAGGGCAGAUGCAGAUAAAACAGACUCGGCGUGAACAGAGGAACCCAUGAAGGACUCAUGAAAAACAACUACGUUCCUCUUCUCCAGUCCUCCUCUAUCGUGAUAUUAUUGGAUCUGUUUAUCGACUUCCUCCACCUCUCUCUUUCCUGUGGGCCACCUCCCAGGUUUCCCCGCAAAAUAUGAUCAGGAGUUUCUACGAGGUGUUAACCCUUGCAUCUCUCGUCGAAUACACCUGUCAGGGCUGCUCAGAUAUCCGCCUGCUGCGGGAGAUCAGAAAUUGGCCCCGAACAUAGUUUUAAACAUGCAUCACACAGCGGGACCUGUAGUCACUGCGGAUGUGGUGACGUCCCUUCAACAGUGAGCUAAAACGUGCACAGACAAAUUUCAAAAGUGUUUCUUGAGAUUGGUUAUGUCAGGUGUAUACAAAUGAGCUGUGCAGUCAUUUUGCCCCUCUUCAUCAUCGUCUUUGUCCUGUGUGUUUAUCACCCUGGUAGUUUUGAACCUAAUAAUUUUAUAACAUACCAGUCAUGCCAACAUUAAGCGUAACACUAUGCAGGAUCAUGCCAUCAUGUCUGUGACCCUGGGGCCAGCCAAGUUACGUGUUCUUCUUUUCACUUGUUGAAAAUGUCAUAUGCUAAUUUAUUCUGCCUGUAAGUGAAAUGACUGCUGCUCAUUGGGAUUCUUGUAGGCAGGUGAAAUCUGGUGCUUAAGACUUACAUCUGUGACGUUUUGGUUUUGGAAGUACAAGGAGGGUAAGUGAUGUUGAUGCCCUGUGAUUUUCUCAAUCCAACCAAGGAGAGACAGGCUUGAAUUCUUUACACACUUAUUAUUUCUAUCUCUCUGGCUAGACUGCAGUUUAAAGGCACAAAUUCAACUUGGAUUUGAUUUGGGUUUGUUUAUUAUCUCUGUGCAGUUGCAGGCAAAAUGGUUUUGUUUUUAUACAAUGAAGGUUUAACAUCAGUGUUUAUUGAGAUCUGACAAAAAGCCAGUAAUAAUGGGAACAACUAGUAUGGAUUUGAAACAUUUUUUCGAGAUAUGAAUGAAGAAUCUUUUACUGGUUGGACUGCAACCAGUAGAGGGCGUACAUCAACAGACAACUUGUCACUGGAGCUGACCUGAGCCACACAAAUCACCUUACUGAUUAUACAUGAAUUUGCUGUGAAAGGAAUGUGCUCCAUUCCUGCGACAUAAAUUUUUAAAUUGAUUUUGUUUAUAAUUCUGAGUUUAACUUAUCUUAAAUGUAGUGCCACUUCUUAAACAAAGUAUUGUAGAAGAUGUUAAAGCUAUUUUUCAGCCAGCAUUUUUAUGCCUGUCCUCUGGGUAAUAAUCUGUAACUCACCGUUGGUCACCAAGUUCUGUAAUGUGAGGCUGACACGGGGAGAUCAUAUAUGCUAUGAUGGCUUUUCUGUUGAAAUGUAGGUGUUGUAGCACAAGGCUCUAAAGUGUAAUCCUUAUACUAAUUGUUUGUGUCAGUGGAUUGAUACUGUAACUGCAAAGGGAAGAGUGAGAGUUUGUCCUGAUGUUGUCUGGGAACCCUGCAAUGAACUGCAGCGAAUCCUUGAACACUGUAGGAUGAAAAUUAUAAACGUAUUUUACUGAACACAAAAGUAAUAUUUUGCACGAAAUGUACAGUAUUUAAAGCAAAAUUGUGUCUUUAACUCCACAUGAUGCAACAGUGAUUGGUCCAUGAGUUUUUAUGAUACCUUCUGCUGAUGGAUUCGGUGAGACAGGAGUCUUGGUUUGGGGGUCACUGUUACAGCAGCCAUUUUGCACUGAUUCUGUUUGUAGUUGUCAUCUCCUCUUCUUACUUGUUAUCUAUGCUGUCAAGUAUUUUUACAGGUCAGCUCUACUCUAGUGUCACCAUGAGGCCGUCAGAAUGACUGCACCCCGCUGUUACUUCCCAACCCAUCAUCCUAACUGACCUACAUUAUGUAAAUGUACUGAACGACCGAGGAACUUGUGUGGAUCUGUCCUGUAAAGAAAACUGUAAACAUGAACAAAUA